Pecten maximus is the source of this 3556-nucleotide messenger RNA. Its product is annotated as alpha-(1,3)-fucosyltransferase 10-like. The record is from RefSeq and is a predicted model, not a curated record. The transcript has 8 exons. Gene Ontology annotation, molecular function: alpha-(1->3)-fucosyltransferase activity. Lineage: Eukaryota; Metazoa; Mollusca; Bivalvia; Pectinida; Pectinidae. Gene Ontology annotation, cellular component: membrane. The coding region runs from base 231 to 1727 and encodes 498 amino acids.
UAUUGUAUAUGUGAGCUCAGGUAAAACAAGUUCCUCAGUCGUCUACCAACUUGAUCGGAAGCUUCUAAAAGUCACUGGCCAGCGACAUAAACUCCACGUGUCUAUAACAUACAACUGCGCUACUCCUGAAUAUAUUUGUGUCUGUAACAACCCAACAAUCGUUUUACUGAAGAAACAGCCCAUGCAGCCAUUGCAAAGUAAGACGGAAGUACUUCUAUGAGAAAUUGAAGAUGAUACCAAGGCUUUGCAGAAGGAACCGAGGCCUUCUUUACAUAUUCGUGGCCUUCUCGGCAGUCGUGUCGUUUGUUCUGUGGAUAGCCAUUCAGCAGACAGGCCAAGCCGAUGUUUCAUCCAAGAGAACAAGUUCACGAGACAUAUAUGUACUUAAUCAAUAUAUACUCAAGAUUCAUAAUUUCUCAGCCAAGGCUCCGAUAUCGAAUUGGAAGAAAACAAAACUAAGAGGCGAUAAAAUUGAUAAAAGCGCGCCACAACAUCCCGUACUAGUAUGGUGGGCCCCUGUUUCCGGUAUGACGAAUCAUGGAAUUACCUGUGGCGACGUCAAGUGUGAUGUGUCGGUUAAGAGAGGGUUGAAAAACGAUCCGAGCGUACGAGCGUUCCUGUUUUACGGAACACAAUUUGAAUUUAGUCCUCUGCCUUUACCACGACUUCCGCAUCACUUAUGGGCACUCGAACACGACGAAUCGCCAAAAAAUAACGAGUUCAUUUUCUCCCACGAGGAAGUCAUGACCCUCUUUAACUUCACUUCAACAUUUAAGAGGGAGUCAUCAUACCCCGUGUCGACAAUGGCACUGCCCAGUUUAGACUGGCUUUUGAGUAAGGAGUACUUACUGUCGUCUGAACAGAAAAACAGCCUACAGAACACAAAAGGCUUGGCUCCCGUGAUAUUUGUUCACAGUGACUGCAAUGUACCAUCCGGACGUGAUAAAUACUUGAAACUACUUCAGAAGUACGUCAAGGUCGACGUGUACGGCAGUUGUGACGCAAACAAAGAAUUACCCGCACAUUUAAAGGGCAUGGAGAAAUAUCAGGACAAGGCUUUCUUCAGUUUCAUCGCCCAGUACAAGUUUGCCUUCGCCUUUGAGAACGCCGUCUGUGAUGACUACAUGACCGAAAAGCUAUGGCGACCAUUUCAUUUAGGGGUUAUCCCUAUUGUAUUCGGCUCACCAAAGGUCAAGGAAUUCCUUCCAAGUGAUAAAUCCGCUUUGGUCAUUGAAGAUUACCCAAGUGUGCAGAAUCUUGCACAGGAAAUCAAACUUUUGGAUGAAAACGAUUUUAUGUAUGACGAAUUUGUAAGCUUCAAAACGGAUGGAAUUUCCAAUAAAAAUCUCCUGCAGGUUUUAAAUGAUCGAGAAUGGUCUGUUAGUGGAAUGGAUCGUUCGAAGAAAUUCUAUAACCACUUUUCUGGAUUUGAGUGUUUUAUAUGUAGAAAAAUCCAUGAAAACAUGCUCCGUGAAAGUAAAAUGAAAUCACCUGUGAUCUCCGUAGCAAGAAAGGACCAUUAUGGCUGUCCCAGACCAAAAAGUUUCAACGAACAAGGGAAAUAUGUGGCAGACAAUGAGAACUACGAUAGUGUCUAUACAUACUCGCGUCAUAUGGCGAUGGCAUUUAGACAUUUCUAUGACACGAGUAAUAUCACGUACACAAACAAAGAUGUCGUAGAGCUGGCUCGCCUGUAUCAGAAAAAAGAUCAGAGGAGACGUCCAUGAUUUCAGUCUUCUGCUCAGCUUCAAGUAUGCCCACAACAAAAAUGUCGGUCAUCUUAAAACUGGAUAACUGAAGCACUCCUCAAUUUCUAUUUGAUACAUCGUGUAACUAAGUAAUAUUAGAUGAAAAUAUAAUAAUAUGGCCAUAGAACAUUAUGCUCUAUCAUGCUGACGUAUAUAAUCAUGUCAAAUGAACUUUGACCAUGUAAGAUAAGCAUGUUCGCUGGUGUUUUCUAAUGCGACAAAGGAGAAUAACUAUUGUCGGUUAUUUUGACAAACGUACAUCUCGGAGAAAUUGAGAUGAUAUUCGAAGAUUUCCGGAAAUUCCGAAAGAUGCUUUGAUUGGCUAUUUUGGAUAUCCAAAAUAGGCAAUCAAAACGUCUCGGGGACAUUUCAGACAAUCUUCUGAAACUUCUCGACCAAUAAUGUAAAUGUCCUCUUUUUUAAAUUGAAAUGUUUUCAAAUAUCUCAAAAUUUUGGGAUGCGGGGACUGUGUGAAGGAAACGUGUUUGUCUUGUAUCUGACAUCAGGUCAUCGUCGGAUACCCACGAUUGAUUGCACUAUAUUCCACAUUACACUGAACACAGCCAAGCGUAGUGCAAUAAACCGUGGGUAUCCGACGAUCACAUCAGGUUAACUACCGAUUGUCAUGAAAAAAAAUAUGGAUAAAAUAGACGAUGUGGGUAAAAAAAACAGAAAGGUAUUUUGCUGAUGCAAGCAUAUGUGUAAUUUGUGGAGUUGAUUACUUAGAUAAUUAACUUAAAAUAUGUUAACCUGCCAAUAUAACUUUGGUUAGUGUAAAGAGGAAGGGUAACUGGUGUUCAUUGCCAUAUUUGGAUUGGGCUACUAUACAAGACAGUCAGUGUAUACAACGCAACGUGUCAGUGGUUUCUAUGCACACACCUGUGCAGGUAAAAACUGGAGUGCGCUGUAGCUAUUUAUAGACACUGUAUACGUUGCGUAAAGUAUUUACAUUAUACAUGUAUAAUAUCUUUGAAGUGAGAUAGCACUCAAACUAAACAGUUCCAUUAGUAAAGUUCAAUUAUACGGUUGGCGAAACUUACAUUGAAAACAAACGUCUUCACGCACCAGGUUAAAUGAUCAUAAUUCUGCUGUUAUAGUGUAUUUUCUCCUCCUAUGUGAUGACACGUCAGACACUAACGGCGGCCAUCUUAUUUUGUCAUACCCUUGUCGGAGUACCCGGAGAAAAACCACCGGCAUACGGUCCAGUAACAGGCAACUGCCCCACGCGGAUUUCGAACUCGCAAUCAAGAGGUGGAGGGCUAGUGAUAAAGUGUCGGUACCCCUUACAUUGUAGCCACUCGGCCAACGCGGCCUCUCAUCAAUAUUAGAUUUGUCAGACACAUUCCGUCCAGAUGUGUGAGAGUGCAAUACGAUUUUUCAUCAAAGACAGGGUAUUUUUGACAUUGUGGUGAAUAUUAUAGAAUAAGAUGCUGUUUAAAUGGCAUGUGAUCAUACAUUUAGCAUUCUGUGCUCUGGUUUUGAUACCUAAAUGUGAUAAAAAGUCCUGUCACUCCGGCCUUAAUUGAUAUUGGUUAGUUUCGCUCCAUAAAUCAUCAUACUACUUGAAACAAUGUGCCAGUUAGUAUAUAGUUUAUAGUGUGCUACAGUAAGAUGUCCGUCAUAUCGUUUGGUUAAUAUUUCAUAUUCAUAUGACGAUAUUUUAUGUCUGUUAUCGACAAUGACAACAAACGUAAACAAACGAAAGAAUUUUACAUAGCUUCCAUGUUCCUUUCACUGGUGAAAUAUUUAUCCAUUGGAUAUUUCUCCCUACCUUACCGAUUAUUAAUUGUGCUCGUUUUUUUUUGCGU